AUGAGCAGAGCAACCACGUUAAAGAAGCAGCUAGUAGCAAGAUGGGCAGUUGAUAGACUCAUUGAAGAAGUAAUAAGUCAAUUUCGUUGGCACAACAACAGGGCCAUUGUCCCAACCAAGCUCAAGGACAUGUCCCAAUUAAUCAUGCCCAAAUCCAAAUGGACUUCUCCACAAGAACUGGCCAUACAAUUCUUGUCCUGCUUCAGUCCUUGGCUAAUUCCUUCGCAUCUGCAAAAUCUUUAUCACACUCGGUUGCAAAAGAUCAACGAGUUGCAAAUUGAAGAGGCUAUAAUUGAUGAGGGAAUGUUACGCAAGAGUACUGAGUCUGUAAAAGCUUGCAUCCAAUCUGAGUUCAAGAAGAUCCAUAGGGUCAUUACUAAAGCCCAAAACCUGAGGCUAAAGGCGGUGGAAAUGGCAGUGAGGGAGCUGCUGAGCCAAACUGAGGCAGUAGAUUGCCUUAGCAGGAAACUUGUUUUACCAAGCAGCUACGCGGCACAAAUUGAGCAAAAGUUCAGAUUCUGGAAGAAUAAUUUCACGCAACUUUCGGUAUGA
Nicotiana tabacum (common tobacco) is the source of this 552-nucleotide messenger RNA. The record is from RefSeq and is a predicted model, not a curated record. Lineage: Eukaryota; Viridiplantae; Streptophyta; Magnoliopsida; Solanales; Solanaceae.